CAGAGCAAAUUAUACACAUCGAGGGUUCUUUCCCCCUUCCUCUCGAGUUCCGCCGCGCCGCGCCAAACGUUUGUCCGUCUUUCUCAGAGACACUCUGUGCCCUGAACCAACUCUGGAGAAACAAAGUUUUCUAUCUGCAGAUUGUUUUUGAAGGCAAUAUCUGAGUAAAAGCAAAGGAAUGAUGGAUACUGUUUUAUUGGGAACAAUGCCAGAAUCUGGUGUGACACUACAUAUAGACCCAACAGAAGAAGGUUUACUACCAGAUGCAAAUAUGAAUGGUUCCCGUAGGAAAAAACCGAAAAGAAGAAAGAAGAAGAAGAAAAAGGAAGAGGAAGCUUUGUGUGGAGAAGAGAAGACGUUGGAUGUUUUACAAAAACCCACCGAAGAAGAUCAAAGACAUCCACCUGAGAAUCCUUUGUCCAACAUUAGAAUACAAGAAGAAGAUUCGUGCCAGCAAGGUCAAGAUUCAUGUGAAAAGCCUGAAGAUUCAGAGUCAGUUGCUAUUGAUAUGACUUCUUCUGAGAGAAAGAAGAAAAGAAGAAAGAAAAAGAAAAGCAAUGAUAGAGAUGCGCUGACGGAGAGUGGCGUUGAUACCAAUUCGGAGGUUACUAUGGAAUGCGAUGCUAGGCACAGUUCUGAAGCUCAAGGAUCGAAAUUGAAUGGUACUGUGGUUAACAGUUGUCUGAAAUCCAAGGAUGAUAGAGUCGAUCAACAAAAGGGAGCAGAUGCCAAAGCUGAUGAAACUGUGUCCGAAAUUCAGAAUCCUAAAGCCAAGAAAAAGAAGAGAAGAAAAACCAAAACAGUGGAGGUAUGCGAUGCAUUAGAAAAUACUCUAGCAACCUCCAUGGAAAGUGGGCCAGAAGAGUCUAUGGAAACUGCUGGAGGUGUAUGCGAAGUAAAGAGCAAAAAACGGAAGAGAAAGAAGAAGAAAACGUCAUUGUCAGAUCAGGAAACUGCAGAUAUGGAGGUCUGUGAUCCAUCAGAAAAUACUUUACCAGGCACCAUAGUAGAGUGUAUGUUGGAUCACUCAAACAAAGAAGUUUUGGAAAAUUGUGAUAAGAAUGCUGGACAAGAGUUAGUGGCCGAGGAAGAGACAAAAGAUGAAAUUGGCGAAACUAAACAAAAGAGGAAGAAGAAAAAGAAGAAAGAGUCUUGUGAACUAAGUGAAGAAGUUAGUGAACCCAAACAAAAGAAGAAGAAGAAGAAGAAAAAGUCUUGUGAAGAUGACAAAACUGACAAUAUGGAUGCCGAGAAGGAUGAUGUUUCUGUACCUAGGAAUGAGGGAGAACUAGAAUUUGACGGGGGAAAGCUUGAUACAUCUUUGUCAAGUUCUGUCUUAGUACUCGAUAAUGAGGUAGCUACACAAGAAACUGGAGAUGGACCUAGAUGCUCCUGCAAAGGUCAAAGUACCAGAAAGCUGGUUGUAUUUGAUUUGAACGGAAUCCUUGCAGAUAUUGCUCGAGGAAACACAGGUGAAUGUGUUCCAGAUGGUAAAAUAUCUUUCAGAUCAGUUUUCAAGAGACCUUUUGUUGCUACUUUUCUUGACUUCUGCUUUGAAAAGUUUGAUGUUGGGAUAUGGUCUUCUAGACGCAUUGGAUUGGAUUAUAUGACAGACAUUGUCAUGGGAAAUCACGCGGAAAAUCUACUAUUUAGUUUCGAUCAAAGUAUAUGCAUUACAACAAACUUCAAAACUCUGGAGAAUACUACUAAACCUCUGUUCCUUAAGGAUCUGAGAACAGUCUGGAAUCGUUUUGGUACAUGUCUCAGUUGUGGAAAACGAAAGUACGAUGAGACAAACACUUUGCUUGUGGACGAUUCACCCGACAAGGCAUUGUGUAAUCCUCCACAUACUGGAAUCUUUCCUUUCCCUUACCAGUACACUGACCGUGAAGAUUCUGCAUUGGGACCUGAUGGUGAGCUAAGGAAGUACAUGGAAAGGUUAGUGGAUGCGGAGAACGUUCAGAAGUUUGUGGAGGAGAAUCCAAUUGGCCAAUCUGCAAUAACCGAGACGCAUGAAUCAUGGAGUUUCUACUCUAGGGUCAUCAAGGCACAUAAAAGCUAAAUCAAUUCAGGGGAUUUUUUGACCAACUCCUCACUGUUUAUUUGCUUCUUGAGAGCUCACAACAAGUAAGUGUUUCAAUAUUCCUGGAGAAAAACUUCACUAGUGUAAUGUUAUCUUGAGAGAUGUACUUUAGCUCACCAAACUCUUAAUAUUUCUGUUAAUCUCUUGUAUUUUUCAACAAAGACUAGGAUAUCUUCAAUUAAUGGCUAUGCGUAUUUUUUUCUUUCUUUCAA
Molecule: messenger RNA, 2295 nt
Organism: Brassica oleracea var. oleracea
Lineage: Eukaryota; Viridiplantae; Streptophyta; Magnoliopsida; Brassicales; Brassicaceae
Exons: 7
Coding region: 179-2062 (627 amino acids)
Molecular function (GO): phosphoprotein phosphatase activity
Source: RefSeq, a predicted model, not a curated record